UUUGAGUUUGCAGAGGGAGUACAGCAGCCGGUGUGUUUUGGUGCUGUAGCCGUCAUGGCUGCCCACAGUAACAACUUUAUCCGACUGCGCCUGUACUUUGACUACCCGCCGCCGGCUGUCGUCGGUUGCCGCAUGUGCUGGCUGCUCGUAGACCUAAACGUGUGUCGCGUGGUGGCCGACCUGGAGAGCGUCAUCAGGGAGAAGUUUGAAUUCAGCGGCGGGAGCAUCCUCAGCCUGUUCAUAGAAGACUGCUACCUGCCACACACGGAGAGCAUCUACGUGGUGCGGGACAACGACAGCGUCAGGGUGAAGGUGGGCUGGAUGAAUGAGUUGAAUGGAUACAGCAGUCAUCCAGAUGCAGCAAGUGAAAGUGGCAGAAAGAGACGGCGAGCCACAGAAGACACUGUGCCAGAAGAAAAUGGAGUGAGUGUCGAAUGGAAGAAGAAAAAGAGGAAGAAAAAUAACGAGGACAGAAUGACAGACGGUGCCAACCUAGUGGCAAGUGAUGACCAGAAUGAGAAUGUACAGGGAAAACCCACAGAGAAGAAAGAGAAGAAGAAAAAGAAGCCAAAGGAAAAAGGUGCUCCUGCUUCUCCCAAACCAGCUGAUCUCCCAAAGAUUCCAGCUGCCGUCAGCCGGCUGAGUAAAAGCACCAAGAAGCUCCAAGCAUCAAAACCACAAAAAGCCUCCUCUUCAGAUUCCAGUAGUAGCAGCAGUGAUGAAGAUGCCGUACCCCAAAAAACAACAAAAACACCCACCUCCACUCUUGCUCCCUCCAAGGUCCCAUCAAACACAAAACCUGCCCCCAAAAAACCUCCACUGUCAUCAUCAUCCUCUUCAGAAACAGAGUCUUCUCCUGAUGAGGCUGCCAGUGUAAAAAUCCAGCCCAGAAACAAACCUUUAAAAACCACGGCUGCCAGCUCAGAAUCGAGUCGGGCUCCUUCAGCCCCGCAGCCUACAAACGAUAAUCCAGAACAGACCGCCAGCAUAGCCGAGUCGCCUCAUACAGCAGCAAAGGGUUCCAACUCGGACAGUGAAGACGAGAUCCAGCUGGUGAUACGAAGGCCGCUGCACCAGCCCAGAGGUGGCAUAGGUAUUCAGUCUCCUUGGCGAGGUCGCGCCAGAGGGAAAGCCAGAUGUGGCGGUGGUCAGGGAGCAAGUGUUACGGGUGGGGGUAGAGGAGGAGCAAGCAGAGGGAACAGUAGCAGCUUUGGGUCCAGCUAUAAUGGAGCCACAGAGCCGUCUUACCAGAAUGAUUCACUGACCAACACGUCAGUGAUCCUGCAGAAUGAAGCAGUAAGUGUACCCAAGCAGGACUACAACUCCAUGCCCCUGUUAGCUGCUCCUCCACAGGUGGGGCAGAGGAUUGCCUUUAAGCUGCUGGAGCUAACUGAAAACUACACGCCAGAGGUAUCUGAAUACAAGGAGGGAAAGAUUGUGAGCUUUGACCCAAUCAGCAGACAGAUUGAACUUGAACUCCUUAAUGUCUCUCAAGCUUCCGUAGAACCUGGAAAAUUUGAUCUAGUCUAUCAAAAUCCAGAUGGCUCCGAGAGGGUGGAGUAUGCUGUGUCCAGAGGGUCCUGGGUGACAGAACGGUGGGAGUCUCUGCUGGAGCCAAGACUCAUCAUUUAAGUUUGAGAAAAAGAGUGAAUUCAUACACCCACAUAGUUAUUUUUUUAAUGACCUGGACUUAUCUUUUAAAAGCUAAAACAUCCAAUGGCUUUGAUUCUAGUCCAUUUAAACUUUCUUGUCUGUGCUUCUCUGUUAGCACAUUUUUAACAGCUCUGGGUUUAACUGGGUUUAGAGAUGAAAUGGUUUUUAUGCUUAAAUCAGCUGAAGGGACGAGUAAUGAUUUUGAGCACUGGGGCACAUUGUAAUGGUUUUAUUUUUUGUACAGAGAUGUGACUGUGAUAAGUCUUGUAUAAACUGUUUUUCCAAUAAAAAACUGCAUCCUCAGCCACACAUGAGGGCAAAAUUUUAGCGUGUUAUCCACAAAAUAAUAUUUUGCAUAUUCAUUAUCUGUUUUAUUUUGUAACAAAAAGACCUUGCUCAGAAUUCAUUUUGAAAAAGUGUUUAACCUAAAAUGUAAUUAUGCUGAUAAUUAACAAAACAGACACUUUUCAACUUUAACUGUUGUGAUUUUCUUUUUUCCCCUCAA
Pelmatolapia mariae (spotted tilapia) is the source of this 2158-nucleotide messenger RNA. RefSeq names its product coilin p80 (gene coil). Gene Ontology annotation, cellular component: Cajal body. Bases 55 to 1632 code for a protein of 525 amino acids. Gene Ontology annotation, biological process: spliceosomal snRNP assembly. Gene Ontology annotation, molecular function: U1 snRNA binding; U2 snRNA binding. The record is from RefSeq and is a predicted model, not a curated record. The transcript has 7 exons. Lineage: Eukaryota; Metazoa; Chordata; Actinopteri; Cichliformes; Cichlidae.